Melanotaenia boesemani (Boeseman's rainbowfish) is the source of this 9178-nucleotide messenger RNA. RefSeq names its product phospholipid-transporting ATPase ABCA1-like. Gene Ontology annotation, cellular component: membrane; intracellular membrane-bounded organelle. NCBI's taxonomy places the organism in Eukaryota, Metazoa, Chordata, Actinopteri, Atheriniformes, Melanotaeniidae. Gene Ontology annotation, biological process: lipid transport; transmembrane transport. Gene Ontology annotation, molecular function: ATP binding; ABC-type transporter activity; lipid carrier activity. The coding region runs from base 186 to 7001 and encodes 2271 amino acids. The transcript has 49 exons. The record is from RefSeq and is a predicted model, not a curated record.
AACCGUUUUGUCAGAUACUGAGACAGAACAUCGCGGAGAAGCGCAACGUCAGAGGAGCGCAGUUUAUUCACGAUUAGUUUGUUUAGGACCAGGGAUUCAAUUUAUGAGAAGGAAAAGAGUGGAUAUACACACCAGGAUCAAGUGAGGAGUGGGAGUUUGCUCGGUGAGGCUGGGAAGACAGCAACAUGGCAGUGUCCACUCAGCUGGGUUUACUGCUAUGGAAGAACUUCACCUACCGACGGAGACAGACUAUCCAGCUGCUGAUUGAGAUCAUCUGGCCCCUGUUCAUCUUUUUCAUCCUGAUAUCAGUCCGAAUACAUUACCCACCUUAUGAACAACAUGAAUGUCACUUCCCUAACAAGGCCAUGCCCUCAGCAGGUACCCUGCCCUGGGUACAAGGCAUCAUCUGUAACGCCAACAACCCCUGCUUCCGUAAUCCUACCCCUGGAGAAAGUCCUGGUGUAGUGGGGAAUUUUAAUGAUUCCAUAAUAUCCCGUUUGUUCACUGAUGCCAAGAAGAUCCUGCUGUACAGUCAGAAUGAUAAGAGCUACGAAGGCUACAAAGGACUUCUGAGGGCCCUCAGGAAGCUUCAGAAGAACACAGCCCGUUUCAAGCUAAAGGACUUUUUGCGAGACAAUGAGACCCUUUCCCACUUUCUGCACCACAAUGCAUCUCUUCCUCACCACGCAUUGAGGCACAUUGUUGAGGCUGAUGUCAAUUUAGAGAAGGUUCUCACUAAAGGUUUUGGAUUCCAUCUCAGAGACCUUUGCAACACCACUCCUCUGGAGGAGUUUGUCCACAUCGCUGAUCAAAACGUGUCCCGUUUGACUCAAGAAAUAAUCUGCAAAUCAUCCAGUGAAUGGCUGAACAAGGCUCAAAGCCACUUCCUCUCCAACCUGGACUUCCUGAAACCCAUUCGGAGGGACGUCAGGUCAGACCCCAAAGUUGUUCAGGAGGUCUCGGCUGCAACCAAUAAUCUUCUGGAGAGGCUGGGAGAGCUGGCUGUGGAGCUUGCCAGUAUGAAGAGUUGGAAGGAAAUGCGAAAGGAGAUCCUGUACCUAACUGCAAAUGCCUCAGGGUCUCCAAAUCAGAUGUACCAGGCUGUGUCACGUAUCGUCUGUGGGCACCCAGAGGGAGGUGGACUCAAAAUUAAGUCUCUCAAUUGGUAUGAAGACAACAACUACAAGGCCUUAUUUGGAAACCAUGGCAACGACAGUGACAGUGAACCUAUCUCCGCUUAUGACAACUCUUCCACUCCCUAUUGUAACAACAUGAUGAGAAAAUUAGAGUCCAGCCCUAUUUCCAGGAUGAUCUGGAGGGCUCUAAAACCUCUUCUCAUGGGGAAGAUACUGUACACCCCAGACACCCCAGCAACUCAGAGGAUCAUCCAUGAGGUUAAUAAAACCUUCCAGGAACUGGGUGUGCUGAGGGAUCUUGGGGGGAUGUGGGAGGAGAUGAAGCCCAAAUUUUGGAAUUUCAUGGAGAAUAGCGAGGAAAUGGACUUAGUUAGGACACUGCUCCAGAAUAAUGCCAGCGCUGCAUUCCUGAAUGCCCAGCUUAGUGAAACUGAGUGGCGUGUAGCAGAUGUGGCAAACUUCCUGUCAAAGGCCUCUGAGGACCAGCGACCUGCAGGGUCUGCAAGCACCUGGAGGGACAUCUUCAAUGAAACUGACCAGGCCAUACAGACCAUUUCACAAUUCAUGGAGUGUGUGAACCUAGACAAGCUGGAGCCAGUCGCUAAUGAGGAACGUUUGGUUAACAAGUCCAUGGGUCUUCUGGAUCACCAGAAGUUCUGGGCUGGGAUUGUGUUUCCUGACAUUACUCAUAGCAAUAGCACCGACCUGCCAUCUAAUGUCAACUACAAAAUCCGCAUGGACAUCGAUAAUGUAGAGAGGACCAACAAGAUUAAAGAUGGAUAUUGGGAUCCCGGUCCCAGGGCAGACCCCUUUGAGGAUCUUCGGUAUGUCUGGGGCGGAUUUUCCUACCUGCAGGAUGUCAUCGAGCAGGGAAUCAUCAGAGCUGUCACCGGCACCAAAGAAAAGACGGGCAUCUACAUUCAACAGAUGCCCUACCCCUGCUACGUAGAUGAUAUUUUCCUGAGAGUGAUGAGUCGGUCAAUGCCUCUGUUCAUGACGUUGGCAUGGAUGUACUCUGUUGCUAUCAUCAUCAAGGGCGUGGUGUACGAGAAGGAGGCACGCCUGAAGGAGACCAUGAGAAUCAUGGGACUGAACAAUGGCAUCCUGUGGCUGAGCUGGUUUAUCAGCAGUUUAAUCCCACUGCUGAUCAGCGCAGGCUUGUUGGUGAUGUUAUUGAAGAUGGGCAACUUGCUGCCUUAUAGUGACCCAGGUGUUGUGUUCCUUUUCCUGGGAUCCUUUGGCAUUGUGACCAUCAUGCAGUGUUUUCUCAUCAGCACCCUGUUUUCUCGUGCCAACCUGGCAGCAGCCUGCGGUGGCAUCAUAUACUUCACCCUCUACCUGCCCUACGUUCUGUGUGUCGCUUGGCAAGACUACAUAGGCUUUGGAACAAAAAUUGUUGUGAGUCUGCUGUCUCCUGUGGCUUUUGGUUUUGGAUGCGAGUACUUUGCUCUGUUUGAAGAGCAAGGUGUGGGAAUCCAGUGGUCAAACUUGCUUGCAAGCCCUCUGGAGGAAGACAGCUACAACCUGACCACAUCAAUCAGUCUCAUGUUGUUAGAUGCAGUCUUGUAUGGAAUAAUGACCUGGUAUAUUGAAGCAGUAUUUCCUGGUCAAUAUGGCAUCCCCAGGCCUUGGUAUUUCCCCUUCACUAAGACAUAUUGGUGUGGAGAGAAAGAAAAUAAAAACCUCUCAACCCCUCUCUCAAAGAAGGGCAAUGCUGAUGCUGUAUGCAUCGAGGAGGAGCCCAGCCACAUUGACCCUGGUGUUUACAUUGAAAAUCUGGUGAAAGUUUACAGCCAUGGAAACAAGCUGGCGGUGGACGGACUGUCUCUGAGAUUUUAUGAGGGACAGAUCACCUCCUUCCUCGGCCAUAAUGGAGCUGGCAAGACCACAACUAUGUCAAUCCUUACGGGGUUGUUCCCACCCACCUCUGGCACUGCCUACAUCCUCGGGAAAGACAUCCGCUCCGAACUCAGCACCAUCCGACAGAAUCUGGGGGUCUGCCCCCAACACAACGUGCUUUUCAGCAUGUUGACAGUGGAGGAGCACAUCUGGUUCUAUGCUCGCCUGAAAGGGCUUACUGAGGAGAAAGUGAAAGCAGAAAUGGAACAAAUUGUGAAUGAUGUCGGGCUGCCACACAAACGGCAGUCCCGCACAAGCACCCUGUCAGGUGGGAUGCAGAGGAAGCUGUCAGUGGCUCUGGCUUUUGUUGGAGGAUCAAAGGUUGUGAUUCUGGAUGAACCUACUGCUGGCGUUGAUCCCUAUGCACGAAGAGGCAUCUGGGACCUGUUGCUUAAAUACCGACAAGGCCGCACCAUCAUCCUGUCUACUCAUCACAUGGAUGAAGCUGACAUCCUCGGUGAUCGAAUCGCCAUCAUUUCCCAUGGCAAGCUGUGCUGCGUGGGCUCCUCGCUCUUCCUGAAGACCCACCUGGGCACAGGCUAUUACCUGACUCUGGUCAAAAGAGAUUACGACUUGACAUUACAGUCCUGCAGGAAUUCUGCCAGUACAGUUUCCUACAGCAAGAAAACAGAGAAGGAGGAUAGUGUAUCAGAAAGCAGCUCAGAUGCUGGUCUGGGCAGUGAACCAGAAAGUGAAACCACCACAAUUGAUGUCUCGCUCAUCUCCAAUGUGAUUUUCAAGCAUGUCCCAGAAGCUCGCCUUGUGGAGGAUCUUGGCCAUGAACUGACUUAUGUCUUGCCUUACCAGUCAGCUAAAGAUGGAGCCUUUGUGGAGCUCUUCCAUGAGCUUGAUGACCGACUCACUGACUUGGGAAUAUCAAGUUAUGGAAUAUCUGAUACAACCCUGGAAGAGAUUUUCCUGAAAGUAGCUGAAGACAGUGGCGUGGAUUCUGUUGAGCUCUCAGAUGGAGUAGUACCAACCAGAACUCGACGACAUCACGCAUUUGGAGACCACCAGAGCUGCCUAAAGCCCUUCACUGAGGACGACUUUGACUUCAAUGACUCUGAAGGUGAUCCAGAAUCUCGUGAGACUGACUGGCUCAGUGGAACGGAUGGCAAAGGCUCGUACCAGGUCAAAGGCUGGAGUCUGAAGAGGCAGCAGUUUGUUGCACUGCUCUGGAAACGGUUCCUGUAUGCUCGCCGCUCCAGAAAAGGCUUCUUUGCUCAGAUUGUUCUUCCGGCUGUGUUUGUGUGCAUUGCCCUUGUGUUUAGCCUGAUUGUUCCUCCAUUCGGAAAGUACCCCAGUCUGGCUCUGCAUCCCAGCAUGUACGGAGAACAAUACAGCUUCAUAAGUAAUGACAUACCUGAAGAUCCUCACACCAACAACCUACUGGGAGCUUUGUUAAAAAAACCAGGGUUUGGCACACACUGCAUGAAAGGAGAGCCCAUACCGGACAUUCCUUGUACUGCUGUUGAGGGCGAAUGGUCGGUCCCCGAAGUCUCUGAAAGUGUGAGGGACAUGUUCGACAAAGGAAACUGGACCAUGGAGAAUCCCUCUCCCCUGUGUGAGUGUAGCUGCGAAGGACGCAAGAGGAUGCUGCCAGAGUGUCCUGCUGGGGCUGGUGGACUUCCACCACAACAGAUGAAGAUCAGUGACAAGGACACUCUGCAGAAUUUGACUGGUAGAAAUGUGUCUGACUAUCUGGUUAAAACCUAUGCUCAGAUCAUUGGCAAGAGUCUGAAAAACAAGAUUUGGGUCAAUGAGUUCAGAUACGGUGGUUUCUCAUUGGGCGCAAGGAGUUCUCAAGUUCUGACCCACAAAGAUGAAAUUGAUGAGGCAAUCGCUCAGCUGAGGAGACGCUUCCAUCUUGAAAGAGGAACUGCAGCCGAUCGUUUCUUCCGCAGCCUUUCCAGUUUUAUCCAAGGGUUGGACACCAACAAUAACGUCAAGAUCUGGUUUAACAACAAGGGUUGGCACAGCAUUGGUUCUUUCCUCAAUGUGAUGAACAACGGCAUCCUGCGUGCGAGUCUACCGGCUGGUAAAGACCCCACUAAGUUCGGCAUCACUGCCUACAAUCACCCUCUGAACCUCACCAAGGAGCAGCUGUCGCAGGUUGCUUUGAUGACAACAUCUGUGGACGUGUUGGUGUCUAUUUGCGUGAUUUUCGCCAUGUCCUUCGUCCCUGCCAGCUUUGUGGUCUUCCUCAUCCAGGAGAGAGUAAACAAGGCCAAGCACAUGCAGUUCAUCAGUGGAGUGCAGCCUUUCCUCUACUGGCUGGCGAACUUUGUCUGGGAUAUGUGUAACUACAUCGUUCCAGCAACGUUGGUGAUCAUUAUAUUUGUGUGUUUCCAACAAGACGCCUACGUCUCCUCCACCAAUCUGCCCGUGCUGGCCCUGCUGUUGCUGCUCUAUGGAUGGUCAAUCACACCUCUGAUGUAUCCAGCUUCCUUCUUCUUCAAGAUCCCCAGCACUGCCUAUGUGGUUCUAACCAGUGUCAACAUACUGAUUGGAAUAAAUGGCAGCGUGUCCACAUUUGUUCUGGAGCUGUUUGGAAGCAAUGAGAUUGGUGGUAUAAAUGACAUCCUGAAGAACGUGUUCCUCAUCUUUCCUCACUUCUGCUUGGGUAGAGGACUAAUUGACAUGGUGAAGAAUCAGGCCAUGGCUGAUGCUUUGGAAAGAUUUGGUGAAAACCGGUUCCGCUCUCCCCUGGCUUGGGACAUGGUGGGAAAGAAUCUUUUUGCAAUGGCCAUAGAGGGUGUUGUCUUCUUCUGUAUCACCGUCCUGAUCCAGUAUCACUUCUGCUUCAAGGCCAGGUCAUCCAUCAGCCAUCUGAAACCUAUUGGAGAGGAAGAUGAGGAUGUGGCCAGGGAGCGACAGAGGAUCAUGAGCGGUGGGGGGCAAACAGACAUCCUGGAGCUCCGACAGCUCACAAAGAUUUACAAGCGGAAACAAAAACCGGCAGUGGACCGACUCUGUGUUGGCAUCCCUCCUGGAGAGUGCUUCGGUUUACUGGGGGUGAAUGGCGCAGGGAAGACCAGCACUUUCAAAAUGCUAACAGGAGACUCUGUAGUCACCAGCGGUGAGGCCUACUUGGCUGGCAAGAGUGUGAAUACAGAGAUAGAUGAGGUGCAUCAGAACAUGGGCUACUGUCCUCAGUUUGAUGCCAUCAAUGAUCUGCUGACAGGCAGAGAACAUCUCGAGUUCUACGCUAUCCUGAGAGGAGUACCUGAGAAGGAAGUCUGUGAGGUGGCAGAAUGGGGUAUCCGUAAACUGGGUUUGGUCAAAUACGUGGACAAAGCUGCAGGAAGUUACAGCGGUGGAAACAUGAGGAAAUUGUCAACUGCCAUCGCUCUCAUCGGCGGACCACCUGUUGUGUUUCUGGAUGAACCAACAACAGGCAUGGAUCCCAAGGCACGUCGUGCCCUCUGGAACGCCAUACUGAGCAUCAUCAAGGAGGGAAGAUCUGUAGUCCUGACCUCCCACAGCAUGGAGGAGUGUGAAGCACUGUGCACCAGGAUGGCCAUCAUGGUCAACGGCAGGUUCCGCUGUCUGGGCAGUGUGCAACACCUCAAAAACAGGUUUGGUGAUGGCUACACCAUUAUCCUGCGAGUGGCGGGGCCAGAUCCCGACCUUCGGCCGGUAAUGGAGUUCAUUGAACGUGAGCUGCCGGGCAGCACUCUGAAGGAGAAGCAUCGCAAUAUGCUGCAGUAUCAGCUUCCCUCAUCCCUCACCUCCCUUGCCCGCAUCUUCUCUCUACUCUCUAAGAACAAGGAGGCACUCAGCAUAGAAGACUACUCUGUGUCUCAGACCACUUUAGACCAAGUAUUUGUAAAUUUCGCCAAAGACCAAAGUGAUGAGGACCAUUUGAAAGACGUCCAUUUGAGCAAGCGGGACGCUGUUGUAGUGGACCUUUCCCAACUAAACACUUUCCUCAUGGACAACAAAUCUAGGGAGAGCUGUGUCUAAUUCUAUAACAUUCAUCAGUGGGAGUUGCUCUGCUUCUUCCAAACUUCCUUCCCGCAACUUAAAAAUAUGGACCACAAACCUGUUGGAAGAGAUGAACUUAGUACAUUUUUUUAUUUCCAAUUUUUAGUCUUUUUUUUAAUUGUGAUCAUUUCUCAGUGGUCCUGCACCUCAGCGCACAGCCUCUUCCAAAGGCAAAGACUGCAGGUAUUAUAACAGACACUGAAACAAGAAAAACUCAAUGCAAAUCAAUGCAAGAAACAUAUAUAUAAAUAUAUUUAUGAUGAGACAAUAUUCCUGUGAGGGUUGGAGACUGGUGCUUCUCCUUCACUAGGAGGACUGGAAGAAGGAUGACACUUGAAGUGAGGACAGGAUUUUAAUUCUGUGUUUGAUUGGAAAGUCUGACUACUCACUUAAUGUACAAGACACGUGAGGGGAUGAUCGAAGGAGGUAUCUUGAGCUAAUCAACCCUAAUUCCUCAAAGUAGUAAGCAGUAGUCCGUAGGACUGUGUAUAUACUACUCUGCAGAGUUCCGGACAUGUGAAAAGUAAAAAAAAAAAUAAAAAAAACAGUUAUAUGGAGGAUCAUUCACUGCCAGCUGUUGAAAGAUGGACAGACUGUUUUUCUUUUUUUUUUAAUUCAGGGUUAAACAUUUCUCAAUAUCUCUUCGUUACCAAUUUAAGUUUUUUUUUUAUAAUGAAAUUGUGGUUAAAAAAGACAAAAAAAAAAACAUUUGCAAUCCAGUUACAAUGUGCAAUCUACAACUUCUUCAUUUUUACUAAUUUUAUGCUAGAUAAAUGUAACAUGUAUACUGCUAUUUCCUUGUGUUUUGUGUAAAAGUUCAGACUGCUAACUAAAUUCUUUUUUUUUAUUUGUUGUACUUGGUGUCCUUAAUAUUGACCAGCACAGUGCCUAUACUGGUGGAGAGACAAAUUUGAGCACUCCAUUUAAAACAACAAUGUAUAUAGGCUGCCAAGGAAUGUAUUUGACAGAUACCAACAUGCAUCAAAGCACACAGAAAAGAGUUUUUUCUUUUUUUUAUAAGGUAUACUUCACUGUCAAAGUUAAAAAAAAACAAAAAAAAAACAAGUGUUUCUUUGAUGUCUGUUAGAGAUGUACAGUCUGCUGUAUUGGCUUGUUUUGACUCAUUCUGCCCUUUUUUAAUGGAGGAGGAUUUUAGAUUCCUCAAGAAUUUGGGCUUGUUUUUGAAAGUAACGUGGAAAUAUACUGUAUACAGCAUGCUUUCUAUUGGGCCACACACUCUGGACUAUCAGCACUUGUGUAUCUGUGUGUGCGACCCAUAGCAUGCAACUAGAUACAAUUGAAGGUGUUCAGAGAACAGCGUACUGCUUCAUUGCUCUUGGAUUACUGGGACAUGUCUGUUUUUGGAGUUGUUAACAAAAAGAGAGAAUCCCAACAUUGUUUUGUCUAUAAGAUGAUUCAAACAGCUUUGUAAAAUGCCAGUCUGAGUGCACGAUUGGAGCACUUAGGAUCUGAACCAGUACCAGUGUGGAUAUUAUGUACAGUAACAACUUUGUGAUGUCAACAUUGAAGUGAACUAACAGUAUCUGUGCCAAAUGGAGCUAAAACAUAAAUCUUACAUCAACCAGCACAAUGUUGAGGCAGAUUUUUCAUGUUAAACUUGUUCUUUGAAUCAUCCAUCAGCUGAGUUACAAAAGCUCUUGUCAUUGUCAGCUGCUCAUGGCAAAACCACAAAUUUUAACAGGUGUACGGUCUCGUUUAGUCCUAAAUAGUCUUCUUGAGAUGUUGCCAAAUCCUGAUCUCUUCUGUCUACAUCAGCGAACUGCCGGACUGAGGACAACUGUUGAGACUGAGCUAUUUCAAUUUUUUUAACAGCUACUCAAUCAGCCAGACUGAACAUGAGAACCACUUUGAUUAGAAUAGUGCUUGUAAUGCUUUAUAGUCCUACAAAGAAAAUCACAUCUAGGGUUUCAGUUGAAGACAGAUCAUCAUUACAAGUGUUCUGUCUUAUCAAAUCUUGGAAGGGGUUUCUUUUACUCUGAGAUCUACUAACUUCUACCAACUGAGGAUCUGAUCAUUAUCCCUGAAAACCCUUCUUUUGUAAAGAAAAAAAAAAACUUUUGAGCACUUUAUGGGCUUAGCGGCCUUUUUGUUUCCAAUAUGUAAAAGUAAAGAUGUGCAAAUGAAACGUGUGAAAA